Molecule: messenger RNA, 2469 nt
Organism: Phaeoacremonium minimum UCRPA7
Lineage: Eukaryota; Fungi; Ascomycota; Sordariomycetes; Togniniales; Togniniaceae
Product: putative secreted protein
Exons: 4
Coding region: 1-2469 (822 amino acids)
Source: RefSeq, a predicted model, not a curated record
AUGUAUGGGUACCAUGUGAUUUUCAACAGCAGCUACGAUAUCGUGAAGACGUCCGUAGCUGGUGCCCACAAACUAGUAUCCGCUCAUGAGUUCAGGAUUGUUGAUGGUAAAACUGUCUUGAUUGAGACCCCGAUAGCUAAGCCUGUGGGCCUUAACCCAUGGGGUGGAAAGAAUGGUCAGGACUGGAUAGUAUCUGGUGGCUUUCAAGAGCUUGAUGUAGAGACGGGUGAAGUUUUGUUCGAUUGGGAGAGCCUUGAUUACAUUGAUCCCAAGUACAAUGCCUUGCCGUUAGCAGAAGCCGGUGCUGGUGCCGGUUACAAUACUUCCGAUGCGUGGAACUAUUUUCACAUUAACAGCGUGGAAAAGAAUGAUGAAGGUGACUAUCUCAUCUCUGCACGCAACUAUGCUGCUGUUUUCAAAAUCAACGGCACCUCUGGCGAUGUCAUCUGGCAACUUGGUGGGCUGCACGGCGGUUCUUCAUUCGAGGUCCACCCUGAUGCAAAGUUCGCGUUCCAACAUGAUGCACGAUACCUGUGGCGUUCAGAAGAUGGCACAAUCGAAGCCAUCUCCUUAUUCGACAAUGCAGCCCACUCGGCGGGCGUCCAGAUCAACCCCUUUUCUCGUGCCCGCAUCAUCCAGCUCAACCACACAGCCGGGACGGCCGUACCGUUGCGAACUUUCCCUGCUCCAGAUAGCUUAUCUGCAUGGUCUCAGGGUAACGCACAGGUUCUCUCCAACGGCAACGUGUUUGUCAACUGGGGUCAAGCUGGUGCCAUCACCGAGUUCGCCGACGAUGGCACUGUUUUGUUUCACUCUUACCUGGACUCACUGCCCGAAGGGAAAUUGGUUCAGAGUUAUCGUGGGUUCCGCUUCAAUUGGACAGGAAUUCCCAGCGAAGCACCUGCGCUUUUCGCAGUCAAAGAAAAAGGCUCUGUUGACCUGUUUGUGUCUUGGAAUGGUGACACUGAGACAUCACAUUGGCUGUUCUAUGCUAGUGAAGGAAGUGUUGGAUCAUGGACCGCCCCAAAGCAACAAAGAUUGUUGAAGAAAGUGGACCGAACGGGCUUCGAGACACAUCUGCGAAUCAACGCAGAAGCUAUUUACACGAGUGAAAGGGCGGUUCUUGCCGAGGCAAUCGAUGAGAGCGGCAAGGUCCUCGCCCGGACGGCGCCAGUCUCGAUUCUGGACAACAUUCCCACUGUUCUGUUCAUCAAUGAGGCCCUUGUGAAACAUACCUUUCUAUCUAUCAUAACCUCCCUGCCCUGUGGGCUAUUCGAAGCGAACAUGGAUGACCAAUUCAACGGCAGAACAGACGACGAUCUAUUCGCCGACGACUUCGAGCCCGUCGCAGCUACCGAGCCAGUGCAGCAAGAGCAAGCACAACCAAAGGCUGCUGAACCUCGGGAGCCGACUCCAGAUGCUCCUGCGAGCUUAGAUCAGAACCCGGCGCCAGAGCAAACAGAGACGCAGCCGCCCGCUACCACAGCUGCUCCCCCACCUCCCACAGCCCCGAGGUCCCUGGCACAAUCACGACACAACAAGCCACAGUCUUCGAACAAUCAUCGCCAACCUCGUCAAAACCACCAGCAGAAUCAGCAGAGCCAGCCCACUACUGCGUCUUCAGCUGCCGCUCCGGCUCCUGCUACAACCACCCAGCCGACUACCAAUGGACCGCCGUCUGCGCCGGCGCCGCGCGAGAAGUCCGAUCCCAAUGCUCGCCUGGGAUCCGGCGCCAACCCGCGGACGAAGUUGACUGAGGAGGAGUUGGCUAGUAAAAUGGAGAAGAUGCGGAUCCUGGCCGCCGAGAAGACGAAGCGCUUCGAGCAGGCAGAGCGCGACGAACGUGAUCAUGCCAUUGCUUACGAGCGCGGAAUGGAGGCCGCGCGGAAACGCAAGGCUGAAGAGGCGGAGAAGCGGCGCAGAGCGGACGAGGACAGGCGGCGCAUGGAUGAUGAGCGCGCUAAGAAUCGUGAGCGCAAGCUCAAGGCUAUGGGCAUGAAGGAGGGCGGCUGGGACGAGGGCAAGGAGGAGCGAGAGGCCGAAGAGGAUAGACGCCAGGGCGGGUACAAUUUCAGAGGAGCUCACGGUGGUAUUCGGGGCUCCAGAGGUGGUGGGCUUGCAGGCAGCAAGUUUGCGACUGCGGAGGACACAGAGUUCUUCCAGAGCGAACCCAGACCGCGUGGCCGGGGUCGGGGCCGUGGGGGACCUGUUCGUGGCCGUGGUGGUCGUGGCGGCUUCGAGGGCGAAAGAAAUGGCGACGCGAAAGAAGACGGAGUGCCGCGCAACGGUGCUAAGUCCGCAAAAGCGCAAGCUGUUCCGUCCUCGGAAGAAUUCCCAGCCUUGCCCUCGUCAGGGGAGAAGAAGACUGCCCCAGCCACCACCUCGGAGCCGCAGCCAUUCUCACCACUGUCACCUUCAACUGGCAAGUGGGACGAUGAGAUGGCUGCUCUUGAUGCGAAAACUGAAUGA